GGCGGGAUUUGCAUGCGAUUUGCAUGCGAUUUGCAUGCGAUUGGCGUGAGGUUGGCGUGCGAUCGGCGUGCGGUUCGCAUGCGGCUCGCGUGCGGCGCGGAGCCAUGGCGGCGGCCCCCCGGCACCGGGGUCGGGCCGGGGCCCUGCGCGGCGGCGAGAAGAAGUGCUCAUGGGCAUCUUACAUGACCAACUCCCCGACACUGAUCGUGAUGAUUGGCCUCCCCGCGCGCGGCAAGACUUACGUGUCCAAGAAGCUCACCCGCUACCUCAACUGGAUCGGGGUGCCCACCAAAGUGUUUAAUUUAGGAGUGUAUCGCCGGGAAGCGGUGAAGUCUUACAAGUCCUAUGACUUCUUCAGGCACGAUAACAAAGAAGCCAUGGAAAUCCGCAAACGAUGUGCCUUAGUGGCUCUAGAGGACGUGAAGGCUUAUCUCUUGGAGGAGUGUGGGCAAAUAGCUGUGUUUGAUGCAACCAACACAACUCGAGAAAGACGGGACCUGAUCUUAAAUUUUGCUAAAGAAAAUGCUUUCAAGGUGUUUUUUGUGGAGUCUGUCUGUGACGAUCCAGAAGUCAUUGCUGCAAAUAUCCUGGAGGUGAAAGUUUCCAGCCCCGACUACCCGGAGAGAAACAGGGAGAACGUGAUGGAUGAUUUCCUGAAGAGGAUAGAGUGCUACAAGGUCACUUACCAGCCUCUCGAUCCCGAUGUGUAUGACAAAGAUCUUUCCUUCAUUAAAGUGAUCAAUGUGGGACAGCGGUUCCUAGUAAACAGAGUCCAAGAUUACAUCCAGAGUAAAAUCGUCUAUUACCUAAUGAACAUUCAUGUCCAGCCACGUACCAUCUACCUUUGCCGACACGGUGAGAGUGAAUAUAAUCUUGUUGGCAAGAUUGGUGGGGAUUCUGGUCUGUCACCGCGUGGGAAGCAGUUUGCUCAGGCGCUGAAGAAGUUCAUUGAAGAGCAGGAAAUUGUCGAUCUGAAGGUGUGGACGAGCCAGCUGAAAAGGACGAUCCAGACAGCCGAGUCCCUGGGCGUCACAUACGAGCAGUGGAAGAUUCUCAACGAGAUCGAUGCUGGGGUAUGUGAAGAAAUGACCUAUGCAGAAAUUGAAGCCAAGUAUCCAGAUGAGUUUGCAUUGAGGGAUCAAGAGAAAUAUCUUUAUCGCUAUCCUGGAGGCGAGUCCUACCAGGACUUGGUCCAGCGCCUGGAGCCAGUAAUUAUGGAGCUAGAAAGGCAAGGCAACGUCCUCGUUAUCUCCCACCAGGCGGUUAUGAGGUGCCUGUUGGCUUAUUUUCUUGACAAGAGUGCAGAUGAGCUGCCCUACCUGCGCUGCCCGCUCCACACCAUUCUCAAGCUCACGCCUGUUGCAUACGGUUGUAAAGUGGAGACCAUUACCCUGAGCGUGGAAGCAGUGAACACUCACCGUGACAAACCCUCUCUGAACUCAAACCACCUUCCCGCCAACCAAAGCCCUGUAAGGAUGAGAAGAAACAGCUUUACGCCGCGGGCCAGCGCGGACACGGUAAAGCGCCCACGACAUUACAGCGUUGGGAGCAAACCUCUCGACCUGCUGGGGCCUUUCCCAUCCCUGGAAGCUCGAGAUGGGGCCGACCAGCCGCAGCUGCAAGUCGGUGUCCAGCCUCAAGGGGGAAAUGCUUGCCUAGGAUGGCUGGUUUAACGGUGUAGAGGUUUGUGAGUUCAUCUCGGAUUCGGCUGGGAUUCCCGUGGCCAGAAGAGCCCUGCGGAACGGACUCGAGCAUCCCCGGAGCACAGUGAGCUGCACGCCGCUUUGGCCAGUACUCUCCUCUGAAAUGUGUUUUUAGAGUCUGUCUGUGUCUUUUCUUUCCGAGUGCUGAAAUGUCUGUCAGUGAAGUCGGAGAAAAUUUAUUACGGAGGUUUUUCAACCUGCUUUUAAUAUGUGUGAGCUAACAUAUCCCUGGUCUUUCUGGGCUGUUAAAAUAGUGUUCCAUGUCUUCCCUCCUGGUUAGGUAGCAAAAUUAAUUGCAGUGUAUAUGAGGACUAAAUGGUCAUAUCCAUACUUGCUGAAGCAGCUUUUCUUUGGAAGACUUGUUACCAGACCAAAUCCCCAAUGUUUUAGCUGUUACCAUUUCCAAGUUCAAAUGCAGUUAUUGUGUUAUUUAACCAUUGAAAGAGCUCCAGGUACCACUGGACUCUGCUUUCAGGACUGCAGAUUUGGAUCUCCUGAUCUGAGCCUGUUUCUGUGCUUUGGGAAGGCUUUUUGCACAAGGUGUAACAGAAGGCACUUGUCAGGUCACCAGAUCUUGUGGGAUGUCUCCUGCGAGAGGCAAAAGGGAAUAAAAGCUCCUGUCACUCUUUGGAAACAGCGUUAGCUACCAGUACUGUUGAACCUGAACUCAAGUCCUGCUUUAGUGUUGCACCCUGAUCUAAGCCUCAUCCUCUCACUCAUUUUUCCUGGGUUUUGUGGACGGUUUUAUCUCUUAGAACAGAAAAUCUGAGCAUCUCUUUGCUCAGUGUCUGGGAACGGCGAGGCUGAGUGUGCAGGGUUUGCAAGAAGCAGAUGUUUUUUACUAGCUGUCUCUAAUGUACCAAAUUUUAGGCCCACAACAAGUUUUUGAACUUGCCUAUGAAUAAGCUGUGAAUGUUACUGAUGUAUAAUGCUGCCUUCAGUAGGGUUUAAGCUGCUUUAGUAUUUAGUGCAUAGAUGGUGAAACUCCCCUGCGGCACGGCUCGUGUGAUGGCUGUGUGUUAUUGAAGCCCCACUGAAACCCCAGAUUUACACUUUUCUCCCAUGAGUCUUGACUUGUGUUUUGCCAAACUCCAUUUUUACCCCAUUCCCACUGUUCUUGCAAUAAGGGCAAAAUCCUCAGGUUGGGUGAAGAAAGGAGCAUUUGGGUACGAAGCAGGAGGCUGUUCUGGGCCUGCUGUUUCCAGUGUCUCCAGGAUUUAUAGGAGCAACUUCUGGGACUGAGGUUGCUUAUUUUAAAUAUGUAAAUAGAUGUUGGCCAUACCCACAUCAGGGAUCCGUGCUUGAGAAACAUACCGGCAUCCUGGCCCUGGCUGUGGAGGAGCUCAGCAGCCCCAAAGCCUGAGGUUUACCUGGGGAUUUUGAGCUCUAACCUGGUUAUUUUAAACACUCCAAGAGCUUUAAUUUGUUAAAGCUGAGAUAGAGGGGUCCAUGGCAAAAGCCCAGGCACUAAUCCUGACCCCUUAGGAUUUCUGAGGAGCAGAAGCGUGUGUUGAUCUAAAACCAUUGCCCCACAGAGGGACAAAAUGCAGUGGGUGAGAAACUGAGUUUUAUUGGUUUUGUUCCUCGGGCUGUUCCCACUGGGGCGCAGGUUUGCUACAGCCUUCUGCAGGAGCAGCACCGUCUGUUCUUUGGUUUUAAAUGUUACAGUGCUUAGAACUAAGCCAGAAAAGGAAAAAAAAAAAAAAUGAAGGAAAACAUUUAUAGCCUGUUAUACAGUAAUACUUGCUGUCACUCUCCAAUAAUGCUCUAAACGCACAAACCCACACCCCACUGGGCUGGCUUCUCCGACCGAGAAACCUCCUGCUCUGCUGGGGAAAAAGGAGUAGGAAUGUACUGUAGGAUGUUUACGCACAAUAUGCUGUAAUAACUCGCUAAAGAGUUAAUUAUAUUUGUAUCAUUGAGUAGUAGUUAAGGAGACAAAGCAUGUUUUCACCUGCCAGGAUUCAUGAAUGUAGCUGCUAAUAUGUUGGCAGUCGUAACUUUUUUUGUUUUUUUUUAAUCACUGCUAAAAAUCAGGUCUGCAGUUUGAAUCACUGGCUGUGGGUCCUUUAUUCCCUUUAUUCCUAUCGAGUGGGUCCUUGCUUUGGCUGUGGGCUGCUGGGUCGUGGGCUGGAACCUCUCAGUCACCUCUGCAGAUAGCAGUAUUUGUGCCUCGGUGCUUUAAUUAAAGCUUAACUUAUAGCCUCUUCCUCCUGCAUUUUAACUUUCAAAAAGUGUGUAAAUGCAUUUCUAGAGCAGAGCAGCAGCAGGUUUGUGAUCCUCAUAAUUUCCAGGCAGGUGAAUUGUACCUGCCAUGGCAGGUCCUGGGGUCCUGCCGAGCCCCGAGCUCUCUGGGGUGGCCAGGCUGGGGUGACACCAGUGACCCCACAGGUCUCCCCAGCCCCAAACAGGCUGGCGGGUUCCCGUGCCAGGUAUUUCCUUGAAAUCACCUGAUUUCCUUGGCACUGUGCAUACAAAUACCCUAGAAUAAACAACAGUUACACAAUGUACCUGAACUGAGGAUUAGCAGUGGCUUGUGCUGUCAGUUGUACCAGAGCUGGUGUCGGGAUGGGCAGGAAGAGGUGUCGUGAAUUUGGAGGUGUGAAGGUGGGCUCGGCGCCUUCCUGAGCACUGCACCACCGCUGGGGUUUGGGUUUUUUUCCUGUAUUUUCCUGACUUUCUCUCCGUUUCUAUCAGCAGAGGUGGUGGUGCCUGCUGUCACCCCCAGUGAGCAGUGGCAGGGCCACCCAUGGGACCUGCAUCGCUGCAGUCUGGGGACUGGCUGCCCUGUCAGCAUUGUUCUAGAGCAAAAUGAUCGCUCUGACAGGAAAAAAAAAACACCAAAAAAACCCAAAAAACAAACAACCCCGUUCUCUUUCCCAUCUGUGCUGCUGGUGAUGGGGAAAAUUGGAAAGGGAGGACAAAGGCUUAAAAGGAAGCCGGGUAACUUGAGUUUGUGUAUGCUGGCUGUGACGUUAGAGCUGCUGGCUCUGCAAGGUUCCCGGCAGCUCGGCGGUGGGGGCCGGGGAUGCCCAGUUCCCUUGGGAGGAGAGGCACCGCGUCCAGGAAUUGCCUGCCCUGGGUCUCCUCACCCCGUGCUCCUCGGAAGGGCACUGGGCGAGCGCUGCCAGGGCCACCUCCACCUCCGCUGCUGCUCCUCUGGCUCUGAACGGUUUGCAAAACGCAUCUCUGUAUUUAGUGUUUACCGAGACAGAUGUUAGGUGUCUACCUGCAAUUUUGCUACGCUACUGCUUUCUGAUGGUUUCUUAGGUUUAAAAAAAAAAUAAAAUGCGGUGUGUAUAAACUUGUGCUGUAUGUUGUGUACUCUGUGCACCUGAGCAUAGAGACCCCAUGAGCAUUCAUUUACAAUAAAGAGAUUUAAAAAAAAAAAAAAA
This is a messenger RNA of Tyto alba (common barn owl), 5098 nucleotides long. RefSeq names its product 6-phosphofructo-2-kinase/fructose-2,6-biphosphatase 2 (gene PFKFB2). The transcript is spliced from 16 exons. Lineage: Eukaryota; Metazoa; Chordata; Aves; Strigiformes; Tytonidae. Gene Ontology annotation, cellular component: cytosol. Gene Ontology annotation, molecular function: ATP binding; fructose-2,6-bisphosphate 2-phosphatase activity; 6-phosphofructo-2-kinase activity. The record is from RefSeq and is a predicted model, not a curated record. Bases 24 to 1673 code for a protein of 549 amino acids. Gene Ontology annotation, biological process: fructose 2,6-bisphosphate metabolic process; fructose metabolic process.